GGGGCCAGUGUCGUUCUCGCUGCGCGUCGUACCACGUUCCAGCGACACGCUCUUUCAGGGGUCUUCCGUAACGUGUCGCGUCUUUAUACAUCCGUGAUUCGAUCGGUGUGCCCAGGAAAACGUUCCAACUUCCAGACACGCUGGCGCGUGCAUUAUAGAUAUGCAAGCCGCAAGAUUCACACAGGAAACACCUUAGCUUGACCAUAGGCUCCAGAAAGUUUCCGGUAACGUGAAUUCCGACUGGCUCUUGUAUUCGUUGCAUGUUCAUGCGGUGAUGUUUUUAAUUGUCUCAUAAAUGCGAUUAGCGGAGAAUGAAGUAAAUUGUACACGAACGUAAAUUACACGGCGAGAAUGACAAAGGUUCGUGGAGACCGACAUCAGAUUAUGGACGGCAGGGUUGAUAUCAUAUGGAACGGAGAGUUGAAGGUGAUCGCGUUUUUGUCGCACUAUAAGCGUGUCGGGGCGACCAUGUAAAUAAACCAAGACCAGGCGAAGGUGAUCAGAUCUACUUACGAACGAUACGAUUCGUGAUCGAAUCAAUGAUGUAAUACAUGCUCUUCGUGGCCGUUUCCUUGAAUCUUCGUGGAGAUGAUCUAACGAUUUCCGGCGGACAAAUCUCCAGAAUGCGAAUAAAACUUGAUCACGCGAUCGGGAAGCGACAGAGUGUCCUUUUGCUGUAGUGUAAUAUUAGAGACCGACAUGUGCUUUCGGGGCUUGGUAGUGUUUCUGGUGGUAGCAAUAAGUUCGAACAGCGUGCAGCAGCCGCUAUUCUUCAAGAACCCGUUCAAGGGGCUGAGCGGUGUCACGCCAAGGACCAGGUUGCCCGUCAUAGAUGAGAUAACAGCGGUCUACUAUCAUGAUCAAACGAUCGCAGUGGUGGAAAUCGGCGCCAACAAUGAGCUACACAAUUGCAACCUGAUUGAAGUGUACGAACAAGACGAGGCCAAUGAAGUUUUAAGAAACCUAUCGGCAACAACGAUUCCACAGCAAGUAUCCUUCUACGAAAUAACGAAGCUCAUGCAGCAGUGCGAGCUGCUAGAUAAAAUACAGCACGACGUUCUGUCUUCAACUACGACGAGUACUCUGAGCAGAGGUAGUCGGGUCGUGACCAAUUCCUUGUCUCUCCUUUCGGGCAUCCUUCCAGGAACAAAAUGGUGCGGCACAGGGGACAUUGCGGAGAGCUAUCACGAUUUAGGCCAAGAAGCGGACAUUGAUAGGUGCUGUCGUAGCCACGACCUAUGUCCUGUCAAAGUUCGUGCUCAACAAACACGAUACAAUCUCACCAACUACUCCUUGUACACUAAAUCGCACUGUGCCUGCGACGAUGCGCUAUAUCGCUGUUUAAAAGCGAGCAAACAUCCAACAGCAAACAUUAUGGGUCACAUUUAUUUCAAUCUAGUGAGAGUGCCCUGUAUAGAAGACACUACAAGGGGCGACCAUUCUUCCAUAGGUGCACGACAAUUUAUCCCUGUUAAAAUGAGUUAUUAA
Molecule: messenger RNA, 1488 nt
Organism: Dufourea novaeangliae
Lineage: Eukaryota; Metazoa; Arthropoda; Insecta; Hymenoptera; Halictidae
Exons: 6
Coding region: 700-1488 (262 amino acids)
Biological process (GO): arachidonate secretion; phospholipid metabolic process
Source: RefSeq, a predicted model, not a curated record